This is a messenger RNA of Osmia lignaria (orchard mason bee), 2005 nucleotides long. RefSeq lists its product as uncharacterized. NCBI's taxonomy places the organism in Eukaryota, Metazoa, Arthropoda, Insecta, Hymenoptera, Megachilidae. The record is from RefSeq and is a predicted model, not a curated record.
UCAUCACCGAUCGAUGAUGCCAACGCUUAGGCUAUGUUUAUAUUCACGUUUGUAUGGAUAGCUUUAAUUAUCUCCACUGGAAAAGCUCGCCGUAGCGUUGACGGACUUAAUUUGGACAUUAGCAGUUGGAGCCCGUUUCUGUUCAAAGAACCAGAUGAAUUUCCAAAUUACGAUAUAACACGUUGGGUGCGACGAUUACAUCUGCAACAGUGUGCCAUCGUAGAAAUCGGCGAAGGAUUUUGUGCUUUGUUCGUCGAAUUACGUAGCAUACCUUCGGAAUCAAAGGUUCUGGACAACUCUGGAGUUGGAGAAUUCUUCCUGGGUAUCUGUCCCUGUUUCACGCUCCACACCUGGAACUUGUGCUCAUUUGAGCUGACCAGCCAAAGGAAAGGGGACUGUACUUUCAACGAGGCUACUCCACACUCAAACACCAGUGCAAGAGUUCACCGGCGAUUUUGCGACGUGACAUUACUUGUCGAAAAUGCAACAAACUGUAACUGCUCUAUAACGAUAGCUGGCCAAGCGUUAUAUAAGACAAAAGGAUUUCCUACGUGCUUUUUGAAUCCGUUGCCGGAAUCUCUGUGCUCGCCGCGCAACGUUUGCGGCAUUGCUAGAUGUUCCGGUACCACGAUCAAAGGAAUACAUACUCCUCAAUGCGCCACUAAUUGCCAUCAGAGACAGCCAUUCUGCGAAGAAAUCGGACCAUGGACUUCAAUUCCGACGGAAAUUAACUCCCUAUGGUCGCGCUGGUCUUCUCCGAAGUGCAACAACACGUGCGGCAAUGGUUUCAUGGUAGCCGUAGCAUCGUGCCAAGAUCAACGGAAAACCAGCCAUAGAUUGUAUCGGUCCAGGAUCAUUUUGGUGAGCCACAAGUUAUUCAAGGGAGUCCCCUUGAAUAGUUUGACCAUGACGAAAGGUGUGAACUUUUCCAGUUGCCCGGAUAGCAUCGGUAAAUGUUACUGCGAGGUAAACAUCGUCGAUGGAAUAAUGAGAGCGGCCAGGUUCACAGAACCUUGCAUUUCUACCGAAGGGUGUACCAUAAGCGACGUUGGAACGUUCACUUUCGAAGGAGAACACGAUCCUGGUAGCAGCAUCGACUUCGAAGAAGCUUAUGAAAACGAUGAUCGUGAAAGGUUUGAAGAUACGAUUUACUACUCAGAAUCGGUACGAGCAGGAAAGCGUCAUCUCCUGCAAGCUUACAGUCACCGUUCCAUGCUGGAAUACGAGUCACGCGAAAAUAGACCAUCAAACGAAAACUUGAAGAACGAGCGUGGAUAUCGUUCCCUUCUCAGAAGCCGAUUGAACGGUGAUGCCGGCUACGACGCCCAAGUGCAAGAGGAGGAUAACGAAGAGGACGAGGAGAAAGACGAGGACAACACCGACUACGACGAGAAGGCUGACGACGAGGAAGAGGACGAAGAAGAAGGAGACGAGACGAUCGGCUUCAGAGGCUCCGCGAAGGGUCGUCGGAGCCCGAGGAAACAUAUUCGCGAGGCGAAGUCCGAUUACGGGACGGUUGGCCACGAGGGUAGGCCAGAGGUCGACGAACUCGAGAAAGCGCCAAUGGAGAUCAGAUCCGUUACGGAGGAGUGUGACGAUGAUACCACGGAACCGCUGCAGUAUUACGAUUACGAUGCUGGAGGGAAUGCAGUAUUAAAUAUACGAGCUGCGUUUGCCUUGAAACUGGUAACAGUGAACAUUUUACUCUGGUUCUCUUGGUAUUAAUGGAAAAACGUAAUGUAGAUGAAAGAUAGCUAUUUCCCUGGCCUUGAAAGAAGUAUAAUGAUCUGGACAGAAGUUUCUUGAUACGCUGGAAACUGCAUAAAUGAAGAUACAUUUCAAUUCAUUGGAAUUAUGAAACACAACGUAUUUCUAAUAAAUACAAUUACAAAACUAACGCGUAAUUGCGAUAAAUAUUUAUGUUACUCAGAGACAAUGACAAUAGAUUUAUGUAAUUUUUAAACAAUGUGAAUCAAUGAAAAUACAAGAAAGGAAAGAACUGUUA